This is a messenger RNA of Linum tenue, 2020 nucleotides long. The record is from the annotation of a GenBank genome assembly. Lineage: Eukaryota; Viridiplantae; Streptophyta; Magnoliopsida; Malpighiales; Linaceae.
CUCAGACCCUAGUGGGGGCUGUCCCUAACUUUCUUCUUCCCAAAUUCUCUUAUCAUACAAUUUCUAGGAUUUACUCCAUUUGCAGCCCAAACUUGUGUCGACACUGGACUCCAUCGCCCACGAUAACUUUCAUAUCUACACAAUUAUUACAACUUUCAGCGACGUAUUGAAACUAGGAAGCCUGCAGCUGGGGUUGUAUUAUAAAGCUUUUCAAACCGGAGCAAAUCAGAGCCGCCGCCCUUGCAUAUCUUGAUCGACGGUUCUUAUCAUUUCUGGGUGUUUUUCUCAUCUGGGUUCAGAGUUCGGCGCCCUAUCUUUGCAAAUCGACAACUGGGUUAUCCUUCAUUUCUAUUGAUUGAUCCACCUUCCCCUCAAGGAAAGGAUUCCGUGAUGAAUGGAUGUUUUGGGUACGAUGAUCUUGUUGUUCCUAAAGAUCAAGGGUUUUCUGAUGGGUUCCAGUCACCGGAUAGUUGGUCAAAUUGGGCACUAAAUGCUUCCAAUACCUUCAACGACUAUUCUCACAAAUACUUACUAUCCCCUACAAACCUAUCUCCGGAACAGCUCCGAUCUGACACGCAUACUUCUGCUAACCAUCAAUUCGACAUGGAAUGCAGUACUAUCCCAGACAGGGAUCAAUCUAGCUGUUCAAGUUUCGGUGGAGGAGCAAUGGUAUGCCACGAGUCUUUUCACAGGCAGCCGGAUUGUCAUCUGGAUGGCCUUUCAGGGAUCGAGCCUAUGGAUGAUCUUUUCUUGAGUUCUUUGCUUGAUGAUAUGCAAGAGAUGGAACAGAAUUCUCCUUGCUUUUCAUCCGAGUCACAAAACUGCAUGAUUGCUGUUGAUGAUCUCUGGACAGAAGCCACCGCUUUAGAUUCAGACUCAAUAUCAAGCAAUGCUGGAGUUCCUGCAUCGUCACAGUACAGUCCGUGUGACUUGGAGAAAUCAGUUAUUCAUCAACUAAAGGUACCUCCUUUUACUGUAUCAGUAACACCAACUGAGGAAGACUGCAAAGGCAUCCAACUACUAAAGGAACCCUCUAGGGAGGAGUCUGCUCUACAUGAGUUCGAACUGGUGAUGGCACAGUUGCCUACAAAGACCCGAAUAUGCUUUCGUGACUCCUUGUAUCGUUUGGCCAAAAACUCAAGACCCCAUGAAGUAGCAAAUGAAGAUGUUGCCAUGGACAUUCCUUCAUGGACAGCUCAAGUUGAGGAAUCAAGGUCUGGUGUCAGAGGAAUGGAACAGGAGACAAAUUCCAUUGACCGAUCCAUAGCUAGCAUGAUGUUUAACAAGAUGGACCUGAACGUGCUGCAGUCAAGCCAUCCACAAUACUUCACCGAUGCGCCUAACAACCCGUCAUUUCAUGGUGACGCUGAGGUUCCAGUUUCUGGCCAUGGAGGAUACAUGGGAGCAGCAGCAGCAGAGUCAGGCAGGCAUUUGUCACGAACUGUGGCAAACUAGUAUGAAGAAGGUCAGGGCGCCAAGCAAGUGACGAAGGGCUUGGUGAAGAGUCCAGCAACGCAUAAGAAUGUUCCACGCGUUAUGUGCAUAUUAGUAUUGUGAGGGUAGUCGUACUAGUAGUGAUAUAUAGUAGAUUUUAGGCCUGCUGUAAAAUCUUCACCAGCCAAAGUUGGUUUUUUGAAGGGCAUGUGUGGAGAAGUGAAUCUUCUCUAUAGACUUCUAUGGUAGCAGAAUACAUCUGGGUUAAGAAUUUGUUCUUCUGACUUAAUAAAAAGAGAGAGAAGGGAUUUGUUCUCAAUAUAUAAUAGCGACUAAUUUAAACCUCCAAGUCAAUGCAGGUCAUGGUGUCUUGAGUUUUUGUUCUUCCCGCGUAUCCCCGCGAUACAUGCUGCCCACAAUGUUCAAAGUCAAAACCCAUAACUUUAUUAAGCUUGAGAAACUCGAGAUUUGAGACAUUCAUUCCCCUAGCAGAGACUAAAACUCGAUUGUCAACUUCCACGACGGCUGGAAAAUAAGGUCAACUGUUUUCGUCACCCUUUUGGGCUGAGAAGAGAACAUAAGCAAU